ACCUCCGUGCAACAGUUGAACCUCGAAUUCGUGUGUUUUGUUUUUCCGUGUGAUUCAUGCUGUCCGUGACUGUGUGAAGGAAGCGGACAUAGACACUCCCGGACUACAAACUGUGGGUGCGUGGACGGAAACUCCCCCACACCAUCAACAGUCAUGGAUUCACGCGUUCACAACAACUCCUAGUUGCCUUCACUUUGUCGAAACAAGACUUCAAGAGCAACGGAACUCGGACAUCAUUUCAACCAUGGGACAUGUUUUCAAGACAAAGAGUCUUUUUAAAUGUGUGCUGUGCUUUCCUGUUGCACUCUGUGUUUUCUACUUCACCUCUUCGUCUGUUAGGUAUUUAAUAGGGUUCAUCCCUAUGGAUAAGUGCCCUUUGACCAACGCAAGCAUGUUGAAUCUGGAUUACAGUGCAGAUGCCAAGCUUGAUCUCUGGUCUAGAAGUGACGUUCAGACGUGCACGUCAUGGAAAGCUCCAGUUAUCUGGGAAGGGAUGUUUGACCCAGAGCUGUACGACCACAUGCACAAGAGAAAGGAGACCUCUGUGGCCUUGACCGUGUUUGCUGUUGGCAGGUACCUGGAUGUGUACCUUAAGAAUUUCCUCAACUCAUCAGAACAUCACUUCAUGGUGGGUUUGCCAGUCACUUAUUAUGUAUUCACCGACAUCCCAGAAAAGGUACCAGACAUGAAGCUGGCCAAGCAGCGAAGCCUGAAAUUUAUCCAAGUGGAGAGGCACUCCAGGUGGCAGGACAUAUCAAUGAUGCGAAUGAAGGCAAUAUCUGAUGUCAUCGACUCGGACAUCCGCUACCACUGCACUCAUGUUUUCUGCUUUGAUGUGGAUCAGGUAUUUGCAGGGAGGUUUGGCUCAGAGGCUCUGGGGCAAUCUGUGGCUCUACUGCAUGCCUACUACUACCACCUUCCAAAGAGACUGUUCACCUACGACCGCAACCCAAAGUCCAGGGCUUAUAUGGAAACUGGGGAUUUCUACUACCAUGCUGCUGUCUUUGGAGGCUCGUGGCAGCAUGUGAAGGAUUUGACUAAAGCUUGCUACCACAGCAUCAUGGAGGAUAAACAAAAUAACGUAGAGGCUCGGUGGCAUGACGAGAGUCAUCUAAACAAGUACCUGUGGCUCAACAAACCAAGCAGGGUGCUCUCACCGGAGUAUUGUUGGGACACCGAUAUUGGCUACAGAAGUGAUAUACGAGUCACUCGCUUACUUUGGGCCCCAAAACAUUAUAAUACACUGCGUAAACCGUAGUGUGAUUUGAAGUCAUGAAGACCAAAAAUCUGUUGCUGAUCUCAGAUGUUAACAUAAUGUCACGUGUUUGUGUUUUUGUUUUUUUUUUUCUUUCUUUCUUUCUCGCUCAUUCUAAAUUUCUGUAUCUGUGCAGGUGUGGAUUUUCCUAAAUCGGUAACAGGAUCCUUCAUAGCCUGCCUGUAUUUACAGAUAGAUGUUUUUGAGAACUCAGGUGAAUCCACACAGAUGUUGCCUUUGCUUGAAGUCAGGGUUCUAGCCUUUUUUUUUUUAAAUCAUGGCCUACUUUGGAAUUCUGAAAUAUUUUUACAAACCCAGCUGUUUGGAACUGGGUCCUUUUUUAUUUUAUGUUAAUCUGUUCUAUUUAAUAUUUUCAAAUCAUAGCACAGUGCCUUUAAAAAACACUCAUGCCUAGAUCUUGUAGGUAUUAUUUCAAGGUGGACAUUGCACAAAGGCACAUGAAAGCCUCAUGCUUAGAUUUCGUAGUUGAUAUUUCUAUCAAUACGUAAAUGUAAAGCAGGUAGAUUUGUGGAAUAAGAGGUUAGGGCCACCAGUAUGUAGACCUGGGUUCAAUUCCCAGUCACACUAUCUGUCUGUGUCCUUGGAUAAGACAUUUAUUUUGCCUGGUUCAAGUCCAACCAGCUUUAACUGGGUACCAACCUUGACAAGGGAAGUAACCUGUGUUGGAUUGAUGUCCCAUCCAGGUGGAGCAAUGGACUCUCUUAAUACUACAGAAUCUGGGUAGAAGCACCAGCAUCAAUGAGCCUCGUGUCUUGUAUAUGACUACAUUGUUUUUCCCCCUCAGUAUCACUAUAAUGUGAACUUAAAACUGUUGAAACAAGCAAAACCUUGUCUUUGUACAGUGUCUUCAGCCACAGCUGUUGAACUGUGCAAAGUGGGUUUUGCCUGUUGUUUCAACUGCCAUAACUUUAUAUUUUAUGUAACAGCUGAGUGGAUCCUUGUCAUUUGAUUGGUGCUUUGUAUGUCACAUGACAUGGAUUAUUUGUCCCAUCUGUUUAGCUAAAUGCUAAACAU
This is a messenger RNA of Thalassophryne amazonica, 2290 nucleotides long. Its product is annotated as alpha-1,3-galactosyltransferase 2-like. NCBI's taxonomy places the organism in Eukaryota, Metazoa, Chordata, Actinopteri, Batrachoidiformes, Batrachoididae. The transcript has 6 exons. Gene Ontology annotation, cellular component: Golgi apparatus; membrane; vesicle. The record is from RefSeq and is a predicted model, not a curated record. Gene Ontology annotation, molecular function: hexosyltransferase activity. Bases 245 to 1258 code for a protein of 337 amino acids. Gene Ontology annotation, biological process: carbohydrate metabolic process.